AGAUGUCUAGCCAAUUUCUUGAAAAUGUCCUGUGAAGAAGAUUCCACAACUUCUCUGGGAUAUGACAGGCCUGACUGGACUUGGCCUGUGUCUGGUCCCAUCACAAGCCAACAUAAGUGAUGACUGCUUUCACCAAGCUUGACCAGUGAAUGAAUAAGAACUGCCAUUGCUGCUCAAUGUCUUGCCCUUCCUACUUCACCCCCCGACAGAAGCAGCUCAUUAAGAAGCUAUGGGAAGAGAAAGCCUUUCGGGAGGAAAUCAAGGCCUUUCAAGUGAAGAUCAAGGACUUUCAGGGGAAAAUGAAUGCCUUUCGGGACAAGAUAAGGGCUUUCAGGAUGGCAAUCCAGGCCUUCUGGGAAGAAGAAAAAUCUAUCUGGGAGGAGGACAAUGCCUUUCAGAAGGAAGAAAAGGCUUUUAGGGAAGAAGCAAAAGUCUUCUGGGAUGAGUACAGGGACUUCUGGAAAGGGUAUAAUGCUUUCUGGAAGAAGGACAAGGCUUUCUGGAAGGAGGAUCAAGUACUAUGGGAAAAAGACAAGACCCUCUUGAAAGAGGACCGGGUCCUGUGGGCAGAAGAGAAAGCCCUGUGGGCAGAUGAAAAGAUUCUCCUAGCAGAGGAAAGAGCUUUUUGGGAAGAUGAGGAAGCCCUCAGAGAAGAUGAAAAGGCCCUCCAGGAAGAUGAAAAAACUAUCUGGGAGGGGGCAUUUGGUCCUCUGAGAGAGGAACAGUUACUUGUAGCAGUAGCUAUCAAUACUGCUAGGGGCCACAGUUCAGCAGCCUGUAGAGGAAGAGGAUAAACAAAAUGUAAACCAUUGCCCUAGGCAUAAAAGCAACAUUUGGAAAGUCGUAUACAUUGAGGCAGUAGGUUGUUUAAAUAGU
Messenger RNA from Alligator sinensis (Chinese alligator), 876 nucleotides. It is a transcript of the gene CCDC70, whose product is annotated as coiled-coil domain containing 70. Lineage: Eukaryota; Metazoa; Chordata; Crocodylia; Alligatoridae. The coding region runs from base 150 to 794 and encodes 214 amino acids. The transcript is spliced from 2 exons. The record is from RefSeq and is a predicted model, not a curated record.